GCACCCCGGGGGCGGACCGGGCCGAGAGGCUGGAGCCGGGUCUCUGCCGCGAGAGACCCGAGAGAGUUGUCUUCCUGGGCCGGAGGCCGGGCGAGGGGCGGCGGGAGAACGCAGUGCCCGCUCUGUGGCCAUGUCUGCGUCCGCAGGAAGCCGUGGCCCCGCGAAUCUGCGCCCUCAGGCCGAACCGGGCCGGACCCCCGCGCCCCCCCGGGAGCCCGGCAGAGGGCAGUGACCAGCACCUUCUGUGCGUCCUGGGUCCCCCCGGAGAAACAGGAAAGCCGGAGGGAUGGCAACUGACAUGCAGAGGAAGAGAAGCGGCGAAUGCCCUGAUGGCACGUUGGCUCCUUCUGAUGGGCAGAGUGUGGAAAGAGCUGAGAGCCCCACACCAGGACUGGCCCAGGGAAUGGAGCCAGGUGCCGGGCAGGAGGGUGCCAUGUUUGUCCACGCCCGUUCCUAUGAGGAUCUGACUGAGUCUGAGGAUGGGGAGGCAUCUGGGGAGACCCCCAAGGAAGGUGUUGGAGGUCCCCCACCACUGCCUGCAGACAUGCGCCAGAUUAGCCAGGACUUCAGCGAGCUGAGCACCCAGCUAACAGGUGUGGCCCGUGACCUGCAGGAGGAGAUGCUGCCUGGAAGCUCUGAGGACUGGCUGGAGCCCCCAGGGACAACAGGGCGACCAGCCACAGAACCCCUCAGGGAGGGCACAGCUGAAGGGGAUGAGGAGGAUGCUACCGAGGCAUGGCGCCUACACCAGAAGCACGUCUUUGUGCUGAGCGAGGCGGGCAAGCCGGUGUACUCCCGAUAUGGGUCGGAGGAGGCACUCUCCAGCACCAUGGGUGUCAUGGUGGCCCUGGUAUCCUUUCUGGAGGCAGACAAGAAUGCCAUUCGCUCCAUUCAUGCAGAUGGCUACAAGGUGGUAUUCGUGCGCCGGAGCCCACUGGUGCUGGUGGCGGUGGCGCGCACGCGGCAGUCAGCACAGGAGCUGGCUCAGGAGCUGCUCUACAUCUACUACCAGAUCCUCAGCCUUCUCACGGGUGCGCAGCUGAGCCACAUCUUCCAGCAGAAGCAGAACUACGACCUGCGACGCCUGCUCUCGGGCUCGGAGCGUAUCACCGACAACCUGCUACAGCUCAUGGCACGGGACCCCAGCUUCCUGAUGGGGGCAGCGCGCUGUCUGCCCCUGGCCUCAGCCGUGCGCGACGUCGUGAGCGCCAGUCUGCAGCAGGCGCGGGUGCGCAGCCUUGUCUUCUCCAUCCUACUGGCGCGAAACCAGCUUGUGGCUCUUGUGCGCCGCAAGGACCAAUUCCUGCACCCUAUCGAUCUGCACCUGCUCUUCAACCUCAUCAGUUCCUCCUCAUCCUUCCGUGAGGGCGAGGCCUGGACACCUGUGUGCCUACCCAAAUUCAAUGCCGCAGGCUUCUUCCACGCACACAUCUCAUACCUAGAGCCUGAUACUGACCUCUGUCUGCUGCUGAUUUCCACCGACCGUGAGGACUUCUUUGCUGUCUCCGACUGCCGUCGCCGCUUCCAGGAGCGCCUGCGCAAGCGAGGAGCCCAUCUGGCCCUGCGCGAGGCACUGCGCACACCUUACUACAGCGUGGCUCAAGUGGGCAUCCCGGACCUGCGCCACUUCCUCUAUAAGUCAAAGAGCUCAGGACUGUUCACCAGCCCUGAGAUUGAGGCCCCGUACACAAGUGAAGAAGAGCAGGAGCGGCUGUUGGGCCUCUACCAGUACCUGCACAGCCGUGCCCACAAUGCCUCCCGCCCCCUCAAGACCAUCUACUACACAGGACCCAACGAGAACCUCCUGGCCUGGGUGACAGGCGCCUUUGAGCUCUACAUGUGCUACAGCCCCCUGGGGACCAAGGCUUCUGCUGUCAGUGCCAUUCAUAAGCUGAUGCGCUGGAUCCGCAAAGAGGAAGACCGCCUCUUCAUUCUUACGCCCCUCACCUACUGAUGGGAAUGUGUGCAGGCUCAGCCCUCCUGGGCCCACUGGGACAUGGGAAGCCAUGGGAGCCUCCAGGUGGGGCUAGCCUUUUCCUACCCAGCAAGCAGGCAGGGACUGUGGGUUGGCGUGUGCAUUAAAAUCCUUUGGGGAAGAUAUUUGUCAA
Loxodonta africana (African savanna elephant) is the source of this 2108-nucleotide messenger RNA. It is a transcript of the gene MON1A, whose product is annotated as MON1 homolog A, secretory trafficking associated. Gene Ontology annotation, cellular component: Mon1-Ccz1 complex. Lineage: Eukaryota; Metazoa; Chordata; Mammalia; Proboscidea; Elephantidae. The record is from RefSeq and is a predicted model, not a curated record. The coding region runs from base 287 to 1954 and encodes 555 amino acids. Gene Ontology annotation, biological process: protein secretion; protein targeting to vacuole; vesicle-mediated transport. The transcript is spliced from 6 exons.